Ceraceosorus guamensis is the source of this 1810-nucleotide messenger RNA. RefSeq names its product putative SAM2-S-adenosylmethionine synthetase 2. NCBI's taxonomy places the organism in Eukaryota, Fungi, Basidiomycota, Exobasidiomycetes, Ceraceosorales, Ceraceosoraceae. Gene Ontology annotation, biological process: S-adenosylmethionine biosynthetic process. The transcript is spliced from 4 exons. Gene Ontology annotation, molecular function: methionine adenosyltransferase activity; ATP binding. Gene Ontology annotation, cellular component: cytosol. The record is from RefSeq and is a predicted model, not a curated record. Bases 249 to 1427 code for a protein of 392 amino acids.
GCGUGCGACAAUUUCUUUCGCUUCUUCUCGAUGCGCGCGCGACGAUGCUGCUCGUGUGCCAGUCACGACGAUUCGCGCAAGAAGAAGUCGUGAGUCGAAGGUGCGCGACGCUCGGAUCACCUUUUGCCCUCUUUCUCUUCUCCCUUUUGCCCUCCCCUUCACCACCAUCCACCGCUAUCUCAUCAGCAGUGUGUUUCCCCAUCUCGUCGCCGUCACGCAACAUUCACCCUCCCGCACAGCCCUUCAUAAUGGCUCAAACCAACGCUGCUCGUGUUCCCCUGCCUGCCGGCCACUUCCUCUUCACCUCAGAGGCUGUUGGUGAGGGUCACCCCGACAAGAUUUGCGAUCAAGUGUCUGAUGCCAUCCUCGACGCUUGCUUGGAGCAGGACCCUUGGUCCAAGGUUGCCUGCGAGACUGCGACCAAGACCGGCAUGAUCAUGGUCUUUGGAGAGAUCACCACCAAGGCCCAGAUCGACUACCAAAAGGUCAUUCGCAACAAGAUCAAGGACAUUGGUUACGACCACAGCGACAAGGGUUUCGACUACAAGACUUGCAACGUGCUCGUCGCCAUCGAACAGCAAUCGCCAGACAUUGCUCAAGGUCUGGAUCACGGAAACUUGGAGUCGCACGGUGCUGGUGAUCAGGGAAUCAUGUUCGGAUACGCUACCGACGAGACGCCCGAGUUGAUGCCCUUGACCUUGAUGCUCUCCCACAAGCUCAACACGGCCAUGUCCGUUGCGCGUAGAGAUGGAAGCCUCGGCUGGCUCAGACCAGACUCCAAGACUCAGGUCACUGUGCAGUACAAGAAGGAUGGCGGCGCAGUCGUGCCUGUGCGCGUGGACACCGUCGUCAUCUCUACACAACAUGCAGAGGAGAUCUCUACAGAGGACCUCCGAAAGGAGAUUCUCGAAAAGAUCAUCAAGAAGGUCAUUCCCGCUGAGCUGCUCGAUGCACAGACCGUCUACCACAUUCAACCCUCUGGCCGCUUCGUCAUUGGUGGUCCUCAGGGAGACGCUGGUGUCACUGGCAGAAAGAUCAUCGUCGACACUUAUGGAGGCUGGGGCGCUCACGGAGGUGGUGCCUUUUCUGGCAAGGACUUUUCCAAGGUCGACCGUUCCGCUGCCUACUCUGCACGCUACGUCGCCAAGGCCAUCGUCAACGCUGGUCUCGCGCGUCGAGUUCUGGUGCAGUUCUCUUACGCUAUCGGUGUCGCUGAGCCGCUGUCGGUCUACGUCGACAGCUACGGAACCAGCUCCAAGACGGACGAAGAGCUCGUUGAGAUUGUGAGGAACAACUUUGACCUGCGUCCCGGUGUCAUGAUCAAGACGCUCGACUUGCAAAAGCCCAUCUACGCCAACACUGCCAGGGGUGGUCACUUUGGUCGUUCCGAGUUCGCUUGGGAGCAACCUAGGCAACUCAAGUUCUGAGGUUGCGGCACUCGAGUUCAGAGGUGCGGCACUCGAGCUCCGAGGUGCGACGGUAUUUUCUCUUCUGCUCUAGCCCGACUGGCUCUGACUGCUCGCCAAUCGAUUCAACACUCGCAUGGGCGAGUCGUCGGGGCAAAACGGCAAUCCCUUUUGAUACGCCUUCUUUGCGGGUGUCUGUCCCGCUUCCCUCCUCCGUGUCUUUUUCUGUUCUUUUUUGUUUACUUUCGCGUUCUCUCGUCCCUCUGCAAAAGGUCGUGGCUGCUCUAGCGCGCGCAUUCACGCACACACACACACACACACACACACACACACACAAACAUCUGUACUCCAUUGCAAUGUCACACGUCAACCGUGAGUGCGUGGGGGUGCGUUGUAAUGCUACG